This is a messenger RNA of Mesorhabditis spiculigera, 2529 nucleotides long. NCBI's taxonomy places the organism in Eukaryota, Metazoa, Nematoda, Chromadorea, Rhabditida, Rhabditidae. The record is from the annotation of a GenBank genome assembly.
AUGGUGCAUCAGGAUUAUCCAUAUUUUCCGUUUCGACUAGCUGUCGACUAUGUUCUGGUUUCACGAAGUACUGACGUUGAGCACCAGAAAUAUCGAAAUCUUUUUGAAAAUGCAAUCCGACGUGAGGGUCUUAUCGUCUCUCACGAACAAUCCGGAAGUGUUAAAUUUACCCUGGUCUCGGCUCCAUUUCCAAGAUUAUGUCGGGAGGCUGAGAAGCGAAAUAUGUCAUUUGCCUUGAAAAACUGCCCCAUCGAACCAACCGAGCCAACUUGUUGCAUCUCACUUUCACAUGUUUUCAUCACCGACGAUAAGACCCGUUUCAUUAGCGCACCGUUCAAUCGAAAAUAUGCCGAACACUUUGUAAACUAUGACGAUCAUACCAAAUUUUUCAACUCUAGCCAAAGAUCUUUGCUGACCCAUCAGACGGAAAUGACUCAGAAAAAGCAUAGCGUUGAAAGCAGCUCCUUCUCUUUGUCGGAAACGAUCUUAGGAGAGCAACCGCUUACGCGCAAAGGUUUACUAUAUUUAAUUAUGAGUGGAGCUUAUGAAGAUGCUUAUAUUUUACACGAACCAUCAGAGGAAGAACCCUAUUUCCGAGAGAUGAAAAACAGAAAUGUUGUUGGGUAUCUACAAAUGCUUUCUGAACUUGAAGAAGAUCCUCGAAAGAAAUUGGCUAAGGACUGGAGCCGAUGGACAAAGUUCCAGCCACUAAACCGUAUCCGCGAUUACUUCGGUGAACAAAUUGCAUUUUAUUUCGCGUGGCAGGGCACUUUUCUAACUGUACUUUGGGUUGCUACGAUUAUCGGGUUGAUGAGCUUUAUUUAUGGGUUGAUAAAAAGCAUAUCCGAAAGUCCCUACGAAAUUUGCCAAAUCUCCAAUUCGUCAGGGUAUUUAUCAGAGCUUGAUGGCACUACAUGCAAAUUUCGGGACGGAGCAAAGCACUUUUUCUCCACAAUCUCGAACUGGUUUAUGAAGUCCUUCGACAACGAGUUGAACCCAUUUUUCGCGGCGUUUAUCUCUUUAUGGGGUUCUGUUUUCUACCAAAUCUGGCGAAGAAAUAAUUCGGUUUUAAAUUAUGAAUGGGACUGCGAAACCUAUACUGAAACCGAGCCAGAUCGACCCGAAUUCGUGGGAACCAGAAUUGACAUCGAUCCACUAGCCAUCUCGGUGCUGGUAGUUUUAAUUUGCAUGUGCGUGGUCGUGCUCUCCGUGCUGAUGGUAUUGGUAUACAAACUGUGGGCGAUUAGUGCUUUUGAAUGCGGGAAAGAGUCAACAUUGGUUUGCUCAUUAAUGUCAGCAUGGUUGCCAUCAGUUUUAAAUACGAUAUCUACAAUGAUCCUGGGCCAAAUCUACAACACCAUAGCCCAAAAAUUAAAUCGAUGGGAAAACCAUCGUACGGCUUCGGAACACAGCAACGCGUUGAUCAUCAAAAUUUUCGCCUUCUCCUUCGUCAACAAUUACACGUCAUUGUUUUAUAUCGCCUUCUUCCGCCCCGAAGCUUACUCCCUACAACCAAAUGGCCUCUUCGGUCUCGGAACCGAUUACAAAGAUACGUGCGCAGAAGGGACUUGUGGAUCCCUCUUGGCACUCCAACUUAUUACCCACAUGCUCAUCAAGCCCUUCCCAAAAUUCUUCAAAGACGUUUGCUGGCCAUACUUCAUGCAUCUCUACCGUACCUCAACUUGGUACAACAAACACGAGUCAAUCGAAGAUAUUUUGAUGGAGAAGGAUUCGACAAACGUACUUGUAAGAGAAUGGCUGAAACCAUCUGCCGGGAAAUUUACACUUUGGGAGUUCAACGAAAAGGUUUUGCUGUUCGGAACGACAAUGAUGUUUGCCGCAUUAUUCCCAUUGUCUCCAUUAAUUGGUUUGAUAAUUGGACUUGUUGAUCUUCGUGUAGAUGCAAGUCGAUUGAUCUGGUUUAAUCGCCGACCAAUUCCCGUUGUGACAAGUGGUAUCGGCAUUUGGUUGCCUAUAAUUACAUUCAUUCAAUAUGUAGCGGUUUUUACAAAUGCGCUGAUUGUUGCUUUCACGUCCGAAUUCUGCAAGCACUUCUUCGGCAAUAAAACCCAAUCGAUGUUGCCGAUUCUGCAAUGUGACGUGCAGGAUCGCCUGCUAAUUGUGAUCAUCUUCCAGAACGGCGUGUUCUUACUUAAAUAUGUAAUUCAAAGCGUUAUUCCUACUGUUCCUGCCACUAUUCGAGUCGCGGCUCGACGGAAACGAUUCGUUGGUAGUUAUUUGGUUGAAAAGGGAGAUGUGCCCAAGGAAGUGCGGCGAAGGAAAAAAGCACGAAGGGCCAAGAUCGCGUGGAUUAUGCAGGUCAGCAAGAAAAAGGAGGAGAAGAGGUUGUUGGUGCCGAAUGAGAAGCGGCAAGAUAGACUAGAGCCGACUCCAAUUGAGGUGUUAGUUCCACCACUAGAAACCAAACGGGUGCCGAAACAGCAGAAAGCCACUUUCCAUCGUCGGAGUCUCAAAGGGAAUAUUGGGGAUUUCCCAGAUGCAAUGGACCAGUUGCCAAAUGUCAGUGUU